Clonostachys rhizophaga is the source of this 2571-nucleotide messenger RNA. NCBI's taxonomy places the organism in Eukaryota, Fungi, Ascomycota, Sordariomycetes, Hypocreales, Bionectriaceae. The record is from the annotation of a GenBank genome assembly.
AUGAGCUCCACGGUAGUAGAUAUCCCAUCACUUGUCUCUAAGCUUACGCUUGAGGAGAAGAUCUCUCUGCUUGCCGGAGUAGAUUGGUGGCGCACAUUCUCUGUCGACAGAGAUGGUGUGCUAGUGCCUCAAAUCAAGUUUACAGAUGGACCAAACGGUGCCCGUGGCGAGAGCUACGUGUCUGGUAUCAAGGCCGCAUGCUUUCCCUGCGGAACGUCACUAGGAUCUACCUUUGAUUCUUCCAUCCUUGAAAAGGUCGGUGCAGCAGUAGCAAAGGAAGCACUUACCAAAUCUGCCAGCGUAUUGCUCGGGCCGACCCUGAACGUCAUUCGUUCUCCUCUAGGAGGUCGAAACUACGAGACAUACAGCGAGGACCCUUUUGUUUUGGGUGUUCUAGCUGCGGCUUACGUUCGUGGCUGUCAGGCUGAGGGCACCGUUGCAGCGACGCCGAAGCACUUUGUCGCCAAUGAUGCUGAAAACCAGCGAACCACACUCAGCGUCGAAGUCAAUGAGCAAACGCUGAGGGAGAUCUACCUGAAGCCCUUCCAACUUGUUGCUAAACUGUCUGAUCCUUGGUGCUUCAUGACGAGUUAUAACCGAAUCAAUGGCGAAUACGUUGCCGACAGCCGUGACCUAGUGACAAGCGUUCUCAGGGAAGAAUGGGGCUUCAAUGGCGUUGUUGUAUCCGACUGGAUGGGCACUUACUCUGUUGCUCCUGGAAUCAAUGCCGGUGUAGACAUCGAGAUGCCUGGGUCGCCUAAGUGGAGGAAGAAGGACGAGGUUCUCAAGCUCGUCGAAGGCGGGCAAAUCUCUAAAGAGACGAUUGACAACAGUGUCCGUCGCAUCCUAGCACUUGCCAAGAGGCUCGGCCGUUUUGAGGACCCUACUGAGCCCCCUGAGCGCGAGGUUCAAGACGCUGAUCGAGAUGCUCUCAUCGAAACCUCCGCAGCUGAAGGUAUUGUGUUGCUGAAAAACGACAACAACGUGCUUCCGAUAUCUAAGGGCGCUUCUGUCGCCCUUAUCGGGCACCAUGCCACAUCGGUCGUGUUGGGAGGCGGCGGCAGCGCACGAGUUGAUGCUCUGCACGCCAUUACCCCUGUAGAGGGUUUCGAGAAACGAGGCCACCCCACCUCUGUCGCCCUCGGUGUCCCUGUGUUCGGUGCCAUUCCCCAUGCAGAUCCCUCAAUUGUAUUUGCGCCUGGAAGUGCUGAGAAGAGGGCUGAGCCAGUCAAGUUGGAGUGGUUCAAUGGCCUGAAGAUUGGAGAGAAUAAGGUUCACGAGGAGACUCGCCCUCAAGCCGAGUACAUGAUCAAGGAAAAGUGGCCCGACUACCUGGACUCAGUUGAAUAUUGCACUCGUAUUACAUUUGACCUUGUUGCUCCAUCAUCAGGCGAUGCGAUGUUUGGAGUCAUCAGCACUGGUGCCGCCAACUGCUACAUCGACGACGUUCUUGUCUUUGAGCGUGUCCAAGAGACCAAGUUACGACCCGAAUCAUUUUACUUUUUCAAAAAAAACCUUGAGAAACGAUUUACCUUCAAACAAGAGGCAGGACGCCGUUACAAGAUCAGGCUUGAGUCUUGGGCUUGUGAACCAAAGAUUCUCAACGCCUCACCUCUGUUCGGCAAGAUGUUUCAAGGAAGCGCAGUCCGAUUCCACGAGCAAAUCAACAUCGACGAAUGUCUUGACGAGGCAAAGAGGGUAGCCAGCGCUUGUGACUAUGCCGUCGUCUGUGUUGGUAACACAAAUGAGAUUGAGUCCGAAGGCUUUGAUCGUGAUACCAUGGACCUCACCCCCGAUCAAUACCGGCUGAUCGAUGCCGUGAACUCUGAAAAUAGUAAAACUGUUGUUGUGAGCUUCUGUGGUGCGCCCGUUAAUCUAGCCCAGUUCAUCGAUUCCACGCCUGCUGUUGUGCAGGCUUGGUUCCCUGGACAAGAGACGGGCCACUCAGUCGCGUCCGUGCUUACAGGCGCUGUCAAUCCUAGUGGGCGACUGCCACUUUCUUGGCCCAAAAAGCUGGAAGAUAACUCUUCGUUUAAGAAUUUCCCUGUAGGAGAAGAUGGUAUUCUUAGAUACGAGGAGGGGCUCGAUGUUGGCUAUCGUUGGUAUGAUCGCAAGGCGAGCCCCGAUCCGCUCUUCCCCUUCGGCUACGGUCUCUCGUACUCAAAAUACAUCAUUAAUAAGGCCGAGAUCGAUGGCCAGCGAUCCCUUACUGAUGCCAAAAGCACCAUCACGAUCAAGGCCCAAGUUCAAAAUAUUGGGCCCUACGAUGGGAAGGUCGUGGUGCAGUUCUACGUUGCAUCCCCCGAUAUGGCCCACCCCGCCGAUGGAUCUUUCCAGAAUCGACCCAUCAAGGAGCUUCAGGGCUUUUCUAAGGCUGAAGUCGCUGUUGGGCAGACCCAAGAAGUAUAUGUAGAGUUAGAUAAGUACAGUGUCAGCAUUUACGAUGCACAGAACAAGCGCUGGCAAGCUAGAGAGGGAGAAUACUCUGUGUUAGUGGGCUUGUCCAGUGUUGACAUCGCUCAGAGCAUCUUAUUCCGGGUUGACAAGGAGUUCACUUGGACAGGGCUGUAG